GAGGACUGGAGUCAGGCCUGAAAGAAACGUGGCCGUUGGCCCUCAGAGUGGCCAAUUGCAAACUGUGACCUUCGAGACUGUGCUUGCCCAGGAAUUCUGGCUGUGUCCCUUAUCCCUUGGGUAAAACGGACACCCCAGGAACAUGGCAGACGAAGACCUCAUCUUCCGCUUGGAAGGCAUUGAUGGCAGCCAGACCUCCCGAGCUGGCCACAAUGGAAAUUCUGAGGCAGACAGCGACGAUGAGGAAGGUUACUUCAUCUGCCCUAUCACCGAUGACCCCAGAUCUAACCAGAAUGCUUAUUCCAAGGUUGAUAACUACUACCGCCACUUAACAGAGAGUGAGCAGUAUGGGUCCAGCGGGUCCCCGUCCAGUUCCUUCCAGGUUAAGGAAGCCUGGAAGCACGCGAUUGAGAAGGCCAAGCACAUGCCUGACCCUUGGGCUGAGUUCCACCUGGAGGACAUUGCCACAGAGUGUGCCACACGUCACAGGUACAAUGCUGUCACAGGGCAGUGGCUGCUAGAUGAAAUCCUGAUCAAAAUGGCGUCUCUGCCCUUCGGCCGUGGAGCGAUGAGGGAGUGCUUUAGGACGAAGAAGCUCUCUAACCUCCUGCAUGCCCAGCAGUGGAAGGGAACCUGCAACUACGUGGCGAAGCGCUACAUCGAGCCAGUGGACAGGGACGUGUACUUUGAGGAUGUGCGUCUACAGAUGGAGGCCAAACUCUGGGGGGAGGAGUACAACCGGCACAAACCCCCCAAGCAGGUGGACAUCAUGCAAAUGUGCAUCAUCGAGCUGAAGGAGAGACCAGGCAAGCCCCUCUUCCACCUGGAGCACUACAUCGAGGGCAAGUACAUCAAGUACAACUCCAACUCGGGCUUUGUCCGUGACGACAACAUCCGCCUGACACCCCAGGCCUUCAGCCACUUCACGUUUGAGCGUUCCGGCCAUCAGCUGAUUGUGGUGGACAUCCAGGGUGUGGGCGACCUCUAUACCGACCCGCAGAUCCACACGGAGACAGGCACUGAGUUUGGAGACGGCAACCUAGGUGUCCGGGGAAUGGCUCUUUUCUUCUACUCGCAUGCCUGCAACCGGAUCUGUGAGAGCAUGGGACUUGCACCCUUCGACCUCUCGCCCAAAGAGAAGGAUGCUGUGAACCAGAGCACAAAGCUGCUGCAAUCAGCCAAGACCAUCUUGAGGGGAACAGAGGAAAAAUGUGGGAGCCCUCGAGUAAGAACCUUCUCUUGGAACCGCCUCCCCCCACAAUUUCGCCUGUCAGAGAACUCUGGAGAUGAGAACAUGAGUGACGUGGCCUUUGACUCUCUGCCCUCCACACCAUCUUCAGCCACGCCGCACAGCCAGAAGCUCGACCACCUCCACUGGCCAGUGUUCAGUGACCUGGAUAAUAUGGCACCCAGAGACCAUGACCACCUGAGCAACCACCAGGACGCUGAGGACAAUAAGGACAGCGGCUACCCCAGCGAGAAGCAGAAUGAGCUGGAUGACCCAGAGCCCGAAGAACACGGCUGCUCCAAUGGGAACCGGAGAUGCGAGUAUGACGAGGACAGCCUGGGCAGCUCCGGACGGGUGUGUGUGGAGAAAUGGAAUCUCCUCAACUCCUCCCGCCUCCACCUGGCGAGGGCUUCCACUGUGGCCCUGGAAAUGCAGAGGCUUAAUACUCUGGACCAGGAAAAGAAAAUCGGGAAGUCCAUUUUGGGGAAGGUGCAUCUGGCCAUGGUGCGGUACCAUGAGGGUGGGCGCUUCUGCAAGAAGGAUGAGGAGUGGGACCGGGAGUCGGCGGUCUUCCACCUGGAACACGCGGCUGACCUGGGCGAGCUGGAGGCCAUCGUAGGCCUGGGGCUCAUGUACUCACAGCUGCCCCACCACAUCCUGGCUGAUGUCUCUCUGAAGGAGACAGAAGAGAAUAAAACAAAAGGAUUCGAUUACUUACUGAAGGCGGCUGAAGCGGGGGACAGACAGUCUAUGAUCCUAGUGGCGCGAGCUUUUGACUCUGGCCAGAACCUCAGCCCAGACAGGUCCCGAGACUGGUUAGAGGCCCUGCACUGGUACAACACUGCCCUAGAGACCACGGACUGUGACGAGAAUGGGGAAUACGACGGGAUGCAGGAUGAACCACGCUAUGCGCUGCUGGCCAGGGAGGCCGAGAUGCUGUUCACCGGAGGCUGCAGGCUUCCCAAGGACCCACAGAGAUCAGGCAACUUGUACACCGAGGCAGCUGAAGCUGCCAUGGAAGCCAUGAAGGGCCGGCUGGCUAACCAGUACUACCAGAAGGCGGAGGAGGCCUGGGCGCAGAUGGAGGAGUGACGUACCGGGAAAAUCACCGCCUCCUGCCCCAAGCUAAAGGGCUGGGGGCCGGCCGGCAUUGGAAGGGGGGGCGGGGAAGAGGUAGAUGGAAUAUUUUUAGUGUGUUAUAAAUCAACUUUUGUAUUUCCUA
This is a messenger RNA of Echinops telfairi (small Madagascar hedgehog), 2450 nucleotides long. RefSeq names its product eukaryotic elongation factor 2 kinase (gene EEF2K). Gene Ontology annotation, biological process: protein phosphorylation. The record is from RefSeq and is a predicted model, not a curated record. Gene Ontology annotation, molecular function: elongation factor-2 kinase activity; calcium ion binding; ATP binding. Lineage: Eukaryota; Metazoa; Chordata; Mammalia; Afrosoricida; Tenrecidae. The transcript is spliced from 18 exons. The coding region runs from base 143 to 2320 and encodes 725 amino acids.